Molecule: messenger RNA, 1360 nt
Organism: Mollisia scopiformis
Lineage: Eukaryota; Fungi; Ascomycota; Leotiomycetes; Helotiales; Mollisiaceae
Exons: 1
Coding region: 316-1347 (343 amino acids)
Biological process (GO): protein prenylation
Cellular component (GO): cytoplasm
Molecular function (GO): protein prenyltransferase activity
Source: RefSeq, a predicted model, not a curated record
UAAUGCUAACCUUUUUCAAAAGGUAGGAAGACACGUACCAGGCUGUUGAUGGAAGAUGCUCCGACGGUGUUGACUAGGUGGAUGGCAAGUUGAACCAGGAAGACGACAAGAAGAAUGGAAGGCAUAUUGAGUGAUCACUAUGGAAGUAUGCGCAUACCACAAGAAUUGUAUGCGAGGGAAAGUUGUCGCUGUGACGGUUAGCAGGUGAGCUGUUAAACCCCGAGCCUCACACAAACAAACCACCGCGCUAGGGCGAGGCUACUGUACAACGGAAGGCUCAUUCGUUCGUCUCUAUACUCCCACAUAAACAUCACAAUGUCGAGAGCUCUUGACUCCGAAACCAUUUCAUCUGCUUCCAAAGGAGAUGCAGAAAAGUCUUAUACGGAUAUCACUCGGGCUCUCUGUAUCGAUGCAGAACCCUUCCUCGAGAUUGAAUUUCUGGGCAAGAGUCACCCAAUACCCGCGGGUACCAGUGUUCUUGUGGAUGGUAACAAUAUUGCUGUUUCGAAGGCGAAACUCGUUCAGGCUUUUGUAGUUGCUCGACAAAUCCUUUUCCGGAAUUUGAAAGACUGCCCGAAUGAUCAGAUUUCUCACUGUCGAGAUGCAUCCGCGGUCAUGCUCUUGAUGGAUCCCGAACACCUAACAGCUGCCAAUUUUCGCAAAGGACUGCUUGUACGUCUCCGAGAUGGGCCGCGGGACGAGUUCGAAGCAUUGUUGAAGAAGGAGCUUCUGUUGGUAAACAGCUACUUAACUUCACGUCUACACCGGCAUACCAAAUCACCAACUCUCUGGGGGCACCGUCGUUGGAUUCUGGAAUUUGCUUCGAGUCACAUGAAGGUUGAUGUUCUGAAAGACUUGCAAUCCGUUGUACUGGUGGCAGCAGAACGACAUCUUAAAAACUACUAUGCGUUCGUUCACAUGCGAUGGCUUAUUCGAACAUACACGUGCUCAACGGAGACGUUGAGUCUGCAUGACCUUCCUAGAAUCAUUGCAAUUACCAAAGAUUGGUGUCUGAGACAUCCGAAUGACACAUCCGGCUUCUCGUUUCUGCUUUUUGGUCUCUCUCAGUGCCAGUUAGCCAAGUCAACUCAUCCAGACUUAAGUAAUAUGUGCUCGGUAGUUUGUACAGACGUUCUUCGUCUUGCUGUCUCUUUCAAGUGGACGCAUGAAUCAGUCUGGGUGUUCUUGCGAACUCUGGUUGCGGAGUAUGGAACGGAUAGCGAUAUACUGGCGUUUAACACCGCUAUCGAUGAUACAACAAAAGCAUACCCGGAAGGCCAAACGGUUCUCAGAAAAGCAAAAGACUGGUGUGCGAAGUACCAGCAGAAUUAUCUUCACAAACCAUGAAUUUGGAGUGUAA